AUGACCACAGCAGCAGUGUUCGGCAGCACAGGAGCUGUCGGUUCUCAAAUCCUCGCAACUCUUCUCGCCACCGAUGGUUUCUCAUCCAUCAAGACCAUCUCAAGAAGACUUCCAUCCGCGCAGUCUCCCAAGUUGGAAGCGCUCCAGGAAAGCGACAGCUCAAAAUGGAGCGCUAUGAUUUCUUCCUUGUCGCCCAAGCCAUCAGUAGUCUUCAAUGCAGUCGGUACCACCAGAGCAGAAGCCGGCGGUAUUCAGAAUCAGUGGAAAAUUGACCAUGACUUGUGCAUUGAGAAUGCCCGAGCAGCUAAAGAAGCAGGUGUGAAGACAUAUGUUUUUGUCUCUAGCGCGGGUACUAGAAAAUUCUUCUCAAGCCAGGUGCCUUAUUCGAAAAUGAAGAUUGGCGUGGAGGAUGCCAUAAAAGAGCUUGAUUUCGAACAAGCCAUCAUAUUGAGGCCGGGUAUGAUUAUUGGCCGGGAAAAGUCCAAGGCUCCGCUGUUUGAGAAGAUCGUGGAGAAUCUUCACAAGAUAAGUCAGGGUAUUCAAGAUAGCUUGGGCCAGGAUCAAACCGUCAUCGGCAGAGCUGCGGUAGCAGCUGCUCGUAUCGCAGAAGAGGGCAAGGCGCCUGCAAAAUAUUGGACUGUGGAAAUGGAUGAAAUUGUCAAGUUGGGCAGAGAUGAGUGGAAGGAAUAA
This is a messenger RNA of Talaromyces amestolkiae, 690 nucleotides long. RefSeq lists its product as uncharacterized. Gene Ontology annotation, cellular component: cytoplasm. Gene Ontology annotation, biological process: import into nucleus. NCBI's taxonomy places the organism in Eukaryota, Fungi, Ascomycota, Eurotiomycetes, Eurotiales, Trichocomaceae. Bases 1 to 690 code for a protein of 229 amino acids. The transcript is spliced from 2 exons. The record is from RefSeq and is a predicted model, not a curated record.